Cercospora beticola is the source of this 2161-nucleotide messenger RNA. RefSeq lists its product as uncharacterized. Gene Ontology annotation, molecular function: tRNA-guanosine(34) queuine transglycosylase activity. The record is from RefSeq and is a predicted model, not a curated record. NCBI's taxonomy places the organism in Eukaryota, Fungi, Ascomycota, Dothideomycetes, Mycosphaerellales, Mycosphaerellaceae.
GUUCAUUACCAACAAUGCCUCGACAAUGAACGGACAUUCCAAUGGGCAUGCCAAUGGCAACGGCAAGCUCCAUCAGCUGCCCAACGACAUGUUCCACGUGAUCCGAUCGACAGGCACCGCAGCUCGUUUAGGACGGCUUGCAUUGCCCGGCCGCAGGAUAUUGGAUACACCACAUUACCUCGCUAACACCAGCCGCGGCGUUGUACCGCAUAUCACCCAGGACACCUUCGUCCGUGACACCAACAUCAGCGGGCUGUACAUCGCCCUCGAAGACUUCAUCGAGAGGGCUCCCAAAGAUGUCCCUCCCCUGUAUCGCUUCCAGCAUCCUGGCGGCGGAUCCCCGCUGAGGAAAUUCAUCGCUGCUCCAGACGACGCUGUACUCGUCUUGGGUGCCAGACGGACCUCGCCGGUUCCAGCACCCGAAGCCACGUCGAAUACCAACAAAACCGUCUCGAUCUGUACUGCAGUGGGCUUCAGGGCACUCAAAUCAGAGGAGUAUGCGGAAAAGGCGGAAAGUUUGCAGGCGGACAUACUGGUUGGUCUAGGCGACAUUCCAUACGAACGAGCACUGGGCAACAAGAGGAUCGAGAAGGCUACCGAUCGGAAUAUCGCAUGGCUUGAAGAGCAAGUCUUCUUGCGGCGAUCGGAAGAGAAGGCCGCCAGAGCACAUCUGUUUGCAUCGCUACUGCCCGUCUCGUGCGCCAAGCAGCAGUACUACAUCGAGGAGCUCACAGGCCAGUUUGCAGACCACAUAUCAGGUCUGGCAGUUUAUGAUCUGGACUCGUUGGAAGAUCUCCCGGCCGAGCUCGGCCAGCUUCCGCGCUUGAGCUUCGCAGCUCCCAAGACACCGCGAGACAUCCUCUACCAGAUACAACGCGGGUUAGAUGUCAUGGUAGUGCCUUUUGUCGGCGCUGCGACCGAUGCGGGCAUUGCUUUGGACUUUACUUUCGGCCCCUCGUCCGACACGACUACGAACGGAGACGGCGCGCAUUUCAAUGGGCAUGAGUCCUCCGAGUUGCUCCCACUUGGCAUCGAUAUGUGGUCAGAAGAUCACGCCGUCGAUCUAUCUCCACUUGCGAAGAGCUGCCAGUGCUAUGCUUGCACGACCCACCACCGCGCGUAUUUGCAACACUUACUCUCGGCGAAAGAAAUGCUUGGCUGGGUUCUGCUGCAGAUCCAUAACCAUCACAUCAUGGACCUGUUCUUCGCGAGUAUUCGGCAAAGGCUCGCAAAUGGCACUUUUGAAGCCGAUGUCAUGCGCUUCGAGCAAAAGUACGAGAGUCUGUUGCCCGCAAAGACCGGACAAGGUCCAAGAAUCCGAGGCUACCAGUUCAAGUCCCAAGGUCCUGGCGAAGAGAAGAGGAAUCCCAAAACCCACACGCCUUUCAAGAUGCUGAACGAUGGCAAAGAGAAGCUCGCUGAAGCUACUUUGCCAGACCCGAACGCCAACGCGGAUGACCUACAAGCGCAAGGUUUCGCCCAAAAGGAGAGCUAGAAACUCCCCGCGAUCGCGACACAACCCUCGUCAACAGCAUUGAGCUUCGAGAAGCACUCGUUUUCGGCGGUCCCAUGUGGGCUUCCCUCCGCCCGCGAGUCCCGGCCACCCAAGGGCAUGCCGCACAUAUUGCACCCAGCACACCCUCAGAUGUGGUGAACGAAUCGACACAUGAGGACGGCAAGUCUGGCACUUCCUGCGCCUGUACCAAAAGUCUGCUCAGAGAAGGCUACCUCAGGGCGGCUUAGACUCUUCAAUUCAUCAUUGGAUAGGCAUAACAGGACUAGACCAUGCAUAUUAUGCAUAAUGAAACAGCAUUUAUGACAAUAUCAUGAUCUAUACAGCUUGCCAUCUGUUUACCUCUUCCCUACCCAUGUUCGUAUCGUGUUGAUUCACUCAUUUGUCGUUCCUACUCGCGCCGCGCGGAACUUCUCUUUGUCCUCUGUUUCGUUGGAUGCCUGCACACAAAGAACAUAAUAGAGUCUAGAGGGUAGGGACGAGGGAAGGCAUGGAAAUUUGAACGAUGACGAGAAACAACACGACAGGCACAGUAUGUGGAUUGUACAACGGAGAGUAAAGAUCAACGUGUGCAAAGUGAAUUCCAAGCUUGAUGUUAUUACGUAUUAGUCUUACAUGCAAAAGCCGUCUAGCCAGCCAUGCUCAGAA